UAACCCACGCAGCAGUAGCAACAACAACAACAAAAUUACGCGAUAAACAAUACGAAGCCGAUUUUUAGCAAUUAAACGCAAUGAGUGUAGCCAACACAGGAGCAGCGUCCCAGGAUGCGUGCUACAUAUCACUGCUAGGACUCGCCGAAUACUUUCGUACCUCUCAGCCACCAAAUAUUAAGAAAUGCAUACAGUGUUUACAGGCGCUCUUCACUUUUCAGCCGCCUUCAAAGGUGGAGGCGCGCACACACCUGCAAAUGGGACAAGUACUGAUGGCCUACACGUGUAACAUAAAUUUGGCGCGUCAACAUCUGGAACAGGCGUGGAACAUUUCAGAGCCUCUCAUGAAUUUCGAUGAUGUUAAGUUCGACACAGCCUCGCUAUUAGCACAAUUGCACCUGCAAACGGAGCAGAGUUCACACGCCAAAGCGAUGCUACGAAGAGCUGUUGAAUUAUCACAAAACAAUGUUUACUGGCACUGCAAAUUGCUGCUGCAGCUGUCGCAAAUACAUGCCAACGAUCGUGAAUACUCGCUGGCCAGUGAUCUGUUGGCCGUUGGCGCUGAGUCGGCCGAGGAGGCGGGUGCCACAUACCUGAAGGUGCUAUUUCUUCUCUCACGCGCAAUGAUUCUGAUGAUUGAACGCAAGACGAACGAUGUGCUUGCGCUGCUUAAUUCAGCGGGUCAAAUCAUAGACAAUAACAUACCCAAUCCUCAUCAAAAAGAGUACCUCAAAGUGUUCUUCCUAGUGCUGCAGGUGUGCUACUAUUUGGCCCUGGGCCAGGUCAAGACAGUCAAGCCAAGUCUGAAACAGCUACAAAUGUCCAUACAGACAAUAAUGGCGCCCAAUUGGCCAAGUGAUGAGCUCAUCUUUGGUUCCAAUCAACUUGAGAUGUUUGUCUGGCUACCCAAGGAACAGCUGUAUGUGCUCGUCUAUCUGGUCACCGUCUCGCACUCCAUGAUGGCGGGCUACAUGGACAAGGCGCAAAAGUACACGGAAAAGGCGCUCACACAAAUUGAGAAGCUCAAAAUGCAGGAGGACAAGUCCAUUCUAUCCGUCUUCAAGGUCAUACUGCUGGAACAUAUUGUCAUGUGUCGCAUGGUCAUGGGAAAUCGUGAGCUAGCCAUUCGGGAGAUAGCCGCUGCCCGUGAUGUUUGCCUGGCAGCGCCGCAUCGCAAACUCCUCAAGCGUCACUCCGCACAACUGCAUUGCCUUAUCGGUCUGUAUUCCAUGUCCACGAGCUUCUUUGAGCAUGCCGAACGGCAGUUUUUGGUAUGCGUGAAUGAGACAAGCGAAAGAGAUCUCAAGCUCUUUGCCAAUCUCAAUCUGGCCAUAAUAUAUCUGCGUACAAAACGGGAUGCGGAUCUCAAGCAAAUACUCGAUGCGGUAUCCACAGAAAAUACGCACACGUACAGCAGCCAAGCGCUGAUGGGCGGAUUCUAUUACGUACAGGGACUUCACGCCUUCCACAAGAACAGCUUCCACGAAGCCAAGCGAUUUCUGCGUGAGACGUUGAAAAUGGCCAAUGCUGAGGAUUUAAAUCGUUUAACGAGCUGUUCGCUGGUCUUAUUAUCACAUGUCUUCCUUAGCAUUGGCAAUUCCAAGGAGAGCAUGAAUAUGGUAACGCCAGCUAUGCAAUUGGCCAGUAAAAUACCUGAUAUUCAUGUACAAUUGUGGGGAUCGGCGAUACUGAAGGAUCUGCAUCGUAUGUCCAAGGAUGCACAGCACGAAAAGGAGGCGUAUGCCAAUCAUGUUAAAUACUCAGAGAACCUGAUUGCCGAUCAGCGCAAGUGUGUGCAGAGUUCGCAUCAUGAGCUGGUCAACUGGUUUCAAGGCGAUCCGCCUGUGACGAGCGGCGUGCCACUUAAUCUGCCAGGCGGUGCUGUGGAGGCGUCCACAUCUGCGCUGCCGCCACCAGCGCAAUUUGGACAAUUCUACUAGACGACCAAGUGCAUAUAUAUCGAUACAUAAGCAUUUUAAUAACUACACUUGUAAGCUAAAUUAAAGUCUAAGGAAAUUCUAAAAACAAAAA
Molecule: messenger RNA, 2031 nt
Organism: Drosophila innubila
Lineage: Eukaryota; Metazoa; Arthropoda; Insecta; Diptera; Drosophilidae
Gene: Mau2
Product: MAU2 chromatid cohesion factor homolog
Exons: 3
Coding region: 81-1940 (619 amino acids)
Biological process (GO): maintenance of mitotic sister chromatid cohesion; mitotic sister chromatid cohesion
Cellular component (GO): SMC loading complex; chromatin
Molecular function (GO): double-stranded DNA binding; protein binding
Source: RefSeq, a predicted model, not a curated record